UAGUACAUACAUGUUCGCUCCGAUCCGCGAUAUGCUGCGUGUAUUUGUGCACAUGCCAUACGCAAUAGGCCUACAUGUGUAAAUGGUCCUCUCUGAAAACAUGGCGCAAAGCAACUUGGCCGUUCCUCAGGCUCAGUGCAUUAACGGAGCGGAAUCUACGCAACGUGUGGCUCUGAUUACCGGUAUAACCGGUCAGGAUGGCUCCUAUCUUGCAGAACUGCUACUUUCCAAGGGUUACAAGGUUCAUGGCAUCAUGCGCAGAUCAAGUUCAUUCAACACUGGCCGCAUAGCUCACCUGUACGCAGACACCAAGACACAUCAAAUGAAAGAUAUGGUACUACACUAUGGCGACCUUACUGACAGUACCUGCCUCGUGAAGAUUAUCAGUCAAGUACGGCCAACAGAAAUCUACAACCUGGGUGCCCAGAGCCAUGUGAAGGUCUCGUUUGAGCUUGGCGAGUAUACAGCAGAUGUGGACGGUGUUGGUACCCUGCGUCUGCUGGAUGCCAUUAGGACAUGUGGUCUCGGGGACACAGUCCGUUUCUACCAGGCCUCCACCAGCGAGAUGUUUGGGAAGGUACAGGAAAUCCCUCAAACGGAAAAGACGCCGUUCUAUCCCCGGUCACCCUACGGUGCUGCCAAGCUGUAUGCUUACUGGAUCACAGUCAACUUCCGAGAGGCCUACAACAUGUUUGCUUGUAAUGGCAUACUCUUCAACCACGAGAGCCCAAGGAGAGGUGAAACCUUUGUGACAAGGAAAAUUACUCGGGCAGUUGCCAAGAUCCACCUGGGUCAACAGGAGAAUAUCAGCUUGGGUAACCUGGACUCUGAGAGAGACUGGGGGCAUGCCAAGGAUUACGUGGAGGCUAUGUGGAUGAUGCUACAACAAGACAAGCCAGAAGACUUUGUCAUAGCCACUAACCAGGUCCACAGUGUACGGGAAUUUGUCGUUGAGUCUUUCAAAUGCAUCGGGGUGGACAUUGUUUGGGAAGGCAAAGGAACCAAGGAGGUGGGUAAAGACAAAGCCUCAGGGAUUGUACGCGUAAAGGUGGAUGAAAAGUUCUACCGUCCAACAGAAGUGGAUUAUCUACAAGGUGAUCCGAGUAAGGCCAAGACGAUGAUGGGAUGGGAACCCAAGAUCCUUUUCAAGGAUCUAGUGGUUGAGAUGGUAACAUCAGACAUUGAAUUGAUGAAGAAGAACCCCACAGCCUAGUCCUUAGGAUGUAUCAAACCAUCAAACAGACCAAACCAAACAGUGUGUGAGUGAGUGUUCUGAACAACCAGGAGUGCCUUGCAAAUAAAGUAACCCAACAAAGUUUGAUUAGUUGAAAGUUGAGAGAUGGAAAACACACCUUAUACCUUGUGUCCCAUCAAAUGGUCCCAUGAGCCAUGUUGACUGCGACAGAAACAGACUCUGGAAGUCGGACAUGCUUUCAUCUUCGUAUGUGUUUUAUUGGGGGGGGGUUUGGUGUAGAAAACUGUGGCCUUAAUUUAUUCAUGAUAUUACCGGUAAAUUACUGGCAUUUAUCUACAUUGCUUAAGCACGCACACACACAAAUUUCAAACCUGAAGAUGUUCUUCAAUUUGACGUUUCGGUUUUGUAUCUAUUUUGUAUCGGUUCCACCAAUGAAUAGUUUUAUUGAUUGAUUUUUUUUUAAUCGUAAUUAAGUUCUAUUCUUAAGUUCAAAUCAAACAUUCCAAUGAGCCCUUGGCCCAAGAUACGUUUUGAUUUUCUUUUCAGUUUGUUUCAUUUUGUUGCAUGACGUUUCAUAUGGGUAUUUUACCCAAUUCAUUCAUGAUUUUUGGAAAAAUAAUCCUUUUAUCACUUGGUUGCAGGGUAUUUGAGCAAAACAUAAAUGUACUAAUGCAAGUCUUCCAUUUUGUGCAUUCCUUCAGUUUUUUUUUUUUCUGGCAAUCAGGUAGAAGUUUUCAACGCAUAAUAAACCAACUGACAUAAUUCAUACAUGUACUUCAGCCUGCAGUACCUGGUUAAAAUUCCACCCAGUUGUAUUUGUACACCAAACUUAUCCGGUUUCAAGAGACAAGCAAGAAAUCAUUCUUUGUGAUUGUGCCGACUCAAUUGACAACAAAAUUUGUAUGUGAAAAAAUAGGUGCUAUUGUUUCACUUUCAUUGUGAAAUAAAAGAAAAUGCAAUUUGUGUCUCUUUUAUUUCUUUUGAAUUCCCAUUUCAUACUAAAAAAAAUCUUAUAGAAUUUGUUUUUAACCUAUCAUUACAUUAUUUUUAAUGAAAAUAAUUAUAACAUUUGUAUCGUACAAUUUGUUUGCUUGCAAAUGAAGAAAAAGAACUCUAUUUAAAUACAGCAGGAGUAUUUUAAUAGUGGUUGUAAUGGUCAGCACUUUGUUUUUGUCUCAAUGGCAGCGAUUUGGUUCAACACCUCUUCAUAAUGAACAACUCAAGACUUAAACUGAGAUGCUGUUUGAGUGUCCUAUUUAAAACGAUUUAGAGAGUAAGCGAAUGUGUACUACGGACAGUGUGGCUGUAGAAUUGUUUGUAUUCAAAUUUAGCCAAAAGUGACUAUAUUUUCUGUUGUAUUCUUAUUAUUAUAAUUUUUAUUAUUAUUAUCAACCAUUCGUUUAGUGCUUAAUACAAAUUUACCAUAGAUACAUAUAUUUUCCAUUUCUAUUAUUUACUCCUUUUUUUCUAUUUUGAAAAGUUUUGAAAAUACCAGUAUUUGUAGGUUAGGGUCACAAAUACUUUCUGUUGUUAGUAACUGAUACAUAAUGUAUGUAGAUGAAAACCUAUUUUUCUUGUGUUCAUGUUAACAGUGUCAGUGAAUGUAUAUUUUUUUACUGAAAAUAGUAUGUAUAUUAGGCCUUUUAUAGUUUUGGUUCAAUUCUAUCCAGUGGAAUGAUUAAAAUCAGCUUUUGUCAGUGGAAUAUGAUUUAUUAAUUAAACAAAUUGGAAUAACUACAUGUAUGGCUGCAUUGAUUGGGGAGCAUAUGCUACUUCUUGUGCACAGUACCUUCCUAAAUAAAAAAAUUAAAAAUACUGAGUAAAUAAAUUAAACAUUAUUCUAUAGGUUGUAAUUAAAUGGUUGAGGUUUUUCGUUAUAUUAAUACAGCCUAUUUGUCAAGUAUUUGGGGCAAUCAUAGCUGUUUUUCACUUUAUGAGCAUCAGUUUUAGUUUUCAACGAUUUUUUUAAAUUUCAUUUGAAGCUGGUAGUCAUUUCGGGAGAAAAAUGAGGGACAGAAAACAUUUUGAACUAAAAGCAGUUUCCUCAUAUUUCAGGAUGUUGAAGAUCUUUUGUUUUGAUAGACAUGAAUUGUUCGUUGAAAACAGAAACAUGAUUCCUGAUUCGUAACUAGUGUAAAAGAUAGAUAUCAGUGCAAUCGAAGUGAAUAAAUUAUUUAGUUUUUCUUCCGUUUUUUCUUUUGUAGCAUA
Molecule: messenger RNA, 3403 nt
Organism: Patiria miniata (bat star)
Lineage: Eukaryota; Metazoa; Echinodermata; Asteroidea; Valvatida; Asterinidae
Product: GDP-mannose 4,6 dehydratase-like
Exons: 11
Coding region: 83-1213 (376 amino acids)
Biological process (GO): GDP-mannose metabolic process
Molecular function (GO): GDP-mannose 4,6-dehydratase activity
Source: RefSeq, a predicted model, not a curated record